Molecule: messenger RNA, 1138 nt
Organism: Phaethon lepturus (White-tailed tropicbird)
Lineage: Eukaryota; Metazoa; Chordata; Aves; Phaethontiformes; Phaethontidae
Gene: SLC30A4
Product: solute carrier family 30 (zinc transporter), member 4
Exons: 7
Biological process (GO): response to zinc ion; zinc ion transmembrane transport
Cellular component (GO): plasma membrane
Molecular function (GO): zinc ion transmembrane transporter activity
Source: RefSeq, a predicted model, not a curated record
CUCUACCUCCUCUUCAUGACGGGGGAGCUGAUAGGUGGAUAUGUUGCUAACAGUCUCGCAAUUAUGACAGAUGCACUUCAUAUGUUAACUGACCUUAGUGGUAUUAUUUUGACCCUGCUUGCUCUCUGGCUGUCUGCAAAAUCUCCCACAAAGAGGUUCACUUUUGGAUUUCAUCGCUUAGAAGUAUUGUCAGCCAUCAUUAGUGUAUUGCUGGUCUAUAUCCUUAUGGCAUUCCUCUUGUAUGAAGCUGUUCAAAGAACUAUCCAUAUGGACUAUGAAAUAAAUGGCGAUAUCAUGCUGAUUACAGCAGCCGUUGGUGUUGCAGUUAACUUAAUAAUGGGUUUUUUGCUGAAUCAGUCUGGCCACCUUCACUCCCACUCCCAUUCCCACCCUCACUCUCACGUCACUCAGUCGAACUCUCCUAACACAGCCCACAGCAGUAGCCAUGGUCACAGCAGCCUCGCCGUGAGAGCAGCAUUUGUACAUGCCCUUGGGGACCUGGUACAAAGUAUUGGUGUGCUCGUAGCUGCAUACAUCAUACGCUUUAAGCCAGAAUACAAGAUUGCUGAUCCUAUAUGUACAUAUAUAUUCUCCAUACUGGUGGUUUUGACAACAGUUCGAAUUCUGUGUGACACAGGAGUUAUUAUUCUGGAAGGAGUUCCAAGGCAUUUAAAUGUGGAUCGCAUUAAGGAAGACCUGAUGAAAAUUGAAGAUGUUUAUUCUAUAGAAGAUUUAAAUGUUUGGUCUCUCACUGCAGGAAAAACAACUGCCAUAGUCCACUUGCAACUAGUUCCUGGUAGUUCAUCUAAAUGGGAGGAAGUUCAGUCCAAGGCCCAACAACUGCUGCUGAACACAUUUGGAAUGUACAAGUGCUCUGUCCAGCUUCAGAGUUACAAACAGGAAAUGAGCAAAACCUGCGCAAGUUGUCAGAGUUCCAGUGCCUAAUUUCAUAUGUUUUGGGAACUGCUGCCUUAUUCCUUACCUUGUAGUCAAAGACUGAGAGCAAUAAAAGCAAAAUGAAAAUGAUGAAACAGAAACUUUUUAUACAUGGAUAUGUACCAUGUAACAUGCAGCAGGGAGAACUGAUGCUGCAAAAGUGCAGUGGUUGCCCUACAGAACAUGUAUUUCACUCUCUCCC